Molecule: messenger RNA, 969 nt
Organism: Drepanopeziza brunnea f. sp. 'multigermtubi' MB_m1
Lineage: Eukaryota; Fungi; Ascomycota; Leotiomycetes; Helotiales; Drepanopezizaceae
Source: RefSeq, a predicted model, not a curated record
AUGGUGUGUGCUUCUCUCAAUCGUAGGGCUGAUGCCUCUCCUUUUGUGACUAGGCUUCCAGCUCCGUGCUUGACGUGUAACCCGAAUGGUACGCGCGGUCCUCACCCAUGGUGGUUUGUGGCCGGAGAGCACACGGCUGGUAGCGAGCCGUCCCCGAUAUGCAGUAGUCCUGAGGAGGGGAGGAAAAUGCAGCCAUGUUUUUCCUAUGGUUCGCGCGAUCAGUCCGACGCAUCUAGGUGUAGACUCAUGGAUGCCAGGCUGAGACGGAGGAGGGCGCUUGGUCUUCAAGCAUUGACUGUGGACGUGGAAAGGGCGGAGCGAAGAAUGGCACUGGGCAGUGGGAGACGGUCCAGAUCGAUAGUAGGGAGCUCAACGAAGCCCUGUCUACGAGGUGGAAUUUGGCCCAAGCCCCGGGAAAGACCGGGAAAGGCUCGGGGGAUCUCAUCCCUCAUCUGUACUGCGCGGUACGCAACUCAACUUGGCCGUUCGCGAAAGCUUCAGCGACAUCGUGCCUCAGGGUCCAGGUAUUUCGGAGCUGUUCCGGAACAGAGGACCCGUAGAGAUGUUGCCUCGGGAUAUCGAGGUGUUCCUGUGUCAAGAAGACAGAAAGAUGGUCGAGUGAAGGGUGACUCUCUAGUGCCGACAUCUCGGGCGCAGCUUAACCAACCUAUAUCGAAUCAUCACCUCCCUCCCCUAGAGCAGAAGUUUCGCCAGCUCGCGCUGAACAUCCUGGUGGUCUUUCCCUGCUUCGUAUGCGCGCCGCAAGACGUACACGGCAGUAGCUUCCGGGUCGACGGAGAAUCGAACGAAGCUGGUCAAGAGGCUGUGCUCGGGCGGAGAGACGCGAAGAGUGUGUAUGAGUUCCAGCGAGUUUUUGUUAUCUGGAUCGUGAAGGACGUUGCGGAAAGCAUCCUCGAUGUCGAAAACGGACAUGUCACCGUUGGGUCUGAGAAUAUACCAGUCAAUUGA